GACUGAAAAAUACGAAUGGGCAUGGAGCAGUUUGAGCAGCUGCUAACCUGUGCGAUAUGCCUGGAUCGAUACAGAAAUCCGAAGCUCUUGCCAUGUCAACACAGCUUUUGCAUGGAACCGUGCAUGGACGGCCUCGUCGACUAUGUUCGUCGACAGGUCAAAUGUCCGGAAUGUCGUGCCGAACAUCGUAUACCAUAUCAGGGCGUGCAAGCCUUUCCGACCAACGUGACACUGCAGCGAUUCCUGGAAUUGCAUAUCGAGAUCACGGGAGAAUUACCGGAUCCGACCAGCGGUCAGACCAUGGAACGCUGUGGCGUUUGCUCUGAGAAGAGUUACUGUCAGCUGUGCGUGCAUUGCGAGAAGAAAUGCUGUCCCGAAUGCAAAGAUGCGCACAUGGAUAUUUUGAGACGCGAAAUUACCCGCAUCAAUUCUCAGGUGCGCAGAGGAUUGCAUAGGCUGCAGGACGCGUUGGCCCUGGUAGAAAAAAACACGUUGGGCCUGCAGACAAACUGCGCUUCGGUCGCCGAGGAGGUGGACGAGAUUUAUCGGAGGCUGAGCAAGGCUUUGAAAGACCGUACGGAACAUCUGCGUAACGAGGUCGAUCGAUACCUCGGCACCGAGCUUAGAGGCCUGAUUCAGCUCAAAGAGAAUCUCGAAUUGGAAAUCGCGAAUAUCCAGAGCAACUGCGAUCUGGCGGAGGCGCACAUAAAUGAAAACGUGCCAUGGGACGACGCCGAGCUCCUGGAUACAAAGGAGCUCUUCCUGCGUACGGUGGAAUUUAUCAGGAACUUCGAAUAUGAGGCGGGGGAUUACAACCGACGAGUCCGCUUCGUGAUGGCGCACGAUCCGAAUCAGCUUGUCCUUCACGUGGCGGGUUACGGCGAAUUGAACAUUAAACCGGAAAGCGGGAGCGGCGGAUUGCUGGGCAGCUCCAGCAGUUUGGCUCCACCGGUGGGUUCGCCUGGUCUUAUGAGAAGCAAGAGCGAUCACCGUCUCGCCUCGCAAUACAGGCAGCAAGAGGAGGAACGGCUGGCCAGGAAUCGAUACGUUCCCGAAUACGAGUACGAUGCCCCGGAGUAUGAGGUACCCAGGAACAAGUCCAGAUAUAGGAGUCGAUUUAUGCGGCAUCGGGACGGUGACGAUUCCGACGGUGACUCCAGAUCGACGGUGAGAUUCACGUCGGCGCCGCCGGAGUCGUCCAGCUUACGGGAACGCGUUCUGGAUACGGAGGAUGCCGCACGCGGUCCGUUGUCCGGUAUAUUUCGCCUGACGGACUCGCCACGAGUCAUGAAGAAGCUGCAGGAGUGCGAACGGGCUGGCAAGCGGAAGAAGGAGGAACCUGCUAGUCAGCCCAUGCCGCAACCACAACCACCUAAGCCGCAGGUACAAGUGAGAAAGGUACCGACCGCGAUGGCGAGACAGACAAGCGAGGACGACGAGAUCUCGAGGAUCAAGAAGCAGAACAAGAAUGCCGCGGCGACUGCCGUCCACCCCGAGACGGUGGAGGAGAGACAGCCGAUGCCCGCCCCCGUUCAUCCGCCGCCACGGGAACUUCCGGAACGGGAACCCGAGGAACAGCCGGUCAGAAGACCGGCUAUUGUCAGGAGAACUUCGGAAACUCACGCACCCCCCGCGGCCAGGAGUGCCUCGUCGGACUCGAGCACCGGCUCCGAGAGCUCGGGGGGAUCAGGGAUACGUAGUACGGGCGCACCCUUUACAGCCGAGGAGAUGAAACAGAAGUACCUGUCGAGAGCACCCCCGACUAGCACAACGACCACUAUCUCCACCACAACCGGUAGAGAAUCAUCGAACACUGCUCCGCCGACUCCCAGACCGCCGUUUCAAAGCCGUUUUUUAGGCGCAGGUAACCGUGCGGCUCCACCACCGCCGGUUCAGACGCCGCGUGAGGAACCAGUGGCGAAGAAGAAGGAAGAGGAGGAGGAUGAAGACGAAGUUUCGGACACAGAGGAAGAGUCGGAAACAGACGGUCAUCCGUCCAAGACUACUCCAACUGCGACUUCCGUUGCUUCUCAAGAUCGUCAGAGAAGCGAAUCAGCCAUGGCGCGCACUGACAUUGGGCCUCUUCUUGCUCGCAGCGCUGAAGCUAGAAGAGGAAGCAAGGAAGAUUCGCCUUCCACGAGGUAUUCGUCGCCGAGGGGCAGCCCCGCGCAAUCCGUGACGACGAUGACGACGACGAUGACGACGCCGAGCGGCGGCGGCGGCACCGCGAUGACGACUACGUCGACGCCGGGCGGCUACACCAGCAGAUUCUUGAACAAGAGCAGGAGUCAGGCGGCAAUGAUGGCAUCUCGCGAACGGGAACGUGAACGCGAACGUGAACGUGAACGUGAACGCGAACGUGAACGUGAACGCGAGCGAGAGCGAGAGCGCGAGCGCGAGCGAGAACGCGACCGAGACGUGGACGCGGAGAUCGACUCGCCCUUGUCGACGAGAUCUCGCUACGCAGCUUUGAAGGAACGCCGACAACGUCUUGCCCGUUCCAGAAGCUCGCACAAUUUUGGCGGCGACGACCUUGACCUGGACGAAGAACCACCGUCCCCAACAACCCAGUCGCCGAAUGCUUACCUGGCGGCGAAGUACGGCGCCGGCUCCGAACUGGCACGGAGUCGCAGCACCCACGCCCUAAAGUCAAGAGAGCCGAGCCCGGAACGUGAUCGACCGGGCACGGAAAAGGAUGGCGCGGCAUUGAGCUCUUGGGCCAGAUACCUCAAGAAUAAAUACGGUAACCGCACCACCAAGGACAAGGAACCGCCCUCCUCGUCCUCCACGAUACCUUCGUCCAGCACCAGCGCGGCUUCGCGAAGGUUGUCGUUAGGUUUGCCUUUAAGGCACACCGGGCAAACAUCCUUUGAAUCUUCCGACGACGACCAAAAAAACCCGUCAGGCUCCCCCACGUCCCCUACAGCAGCUCCCGUUAUACCCGCGGCAGCAGGUUCCUCCACUAGCAAUGGUCGGAGGAGUCAUUACUUGCUGAAGCGGCGGCAGCUGUUUAAGUUUGGGAUGCGGGGGAGCGAAGCCGGAUGCUUUACCUGGCCGAGAGGCCUCGCGGUCGGCCCGGACAACUCCAUCGUCGUGGCCGACAGCUCCAACCAUCGUGUUCAAGUAUUCGACGGUAAUGGGAACUUCAUAAAGGAGUUCGGAACGUACGGCAGCAACGAGGGUGAGUUCGAUUGCCUUGCCGGGGUGGCUGUAAACCGGAUCGGGCAGUACAUCAUCGCGGACCGCUACAACCACAGGAUCCAGGUGCUCGAUCCAUCCGGCCGCUUCCUACGGGCCUUCGGCUCUCAGGGAACCGCUGAUGGCCGAUUCAAUUAUCCGUGGGGCAUCACCACCGACGCCCUCGGAUUCAUCUACGUAUGCGACAAGGAGAAUCACCGCGUGCAGGUAUUUCAAUCAGACGGUACGUUUGUGGGUAAGUUCGGCUCGUGCGGUAGCGGACGCGGCCAGUUAGAACACCCGCACUACAUCGCGGUGAGCAAUACCAAUCGAGUGAUCGUCAGCGAUGGCAACAAUCACCGCGUGCAAAUAUUUGACGUGAAUGGCCGCGUGUUGACGUCCUUCGGCUCGGAGGGCUCAGACGAGGGCCAGUUCAAGUUUCCGCGGGGUGUCGCCGUUGACGAUCAAGGCUACAUCAUCGUCGCCGACUCUGGCAACAAUCGUAUACAGAUUUUCAGCCCCGACGGCGCUUUCCUCAAGUCCUUCGGCUGUUGGGGCAGCGGCGAUGGUGAAUUCAAAGGUCUCGAGGGUGUCGCCGUCACGUCAACAGGCAACAUCGUUGUUUGCGAUCGCGAGAAUCACCGGGUUCAAGUAUUCUGAGUUCGUCGAUUAUUAACACUGAAGGAACUCUGAUCUUUUAGCAAACGGAUACCUAUCGUGUUGGCCGAUAUUUGCGUUUAUUAGGGGAAAGUGGGGAAACUGUGCGCUGCGGGUAAUUGUGCUCAUCCUGGUUUGGUACUUUUCCAAUGGAUGAAGACAUCACUGUGCUGAAAUUUUUACGCAGGAUGUUGUCCUCUUAAGAUAUAACUACAAAAUAUGAUACAACGUAAAUACGUUGCUAUCCAGAGAAAUACAAAAAAGUAAAAUCACA
Messenger RNA from Mycetomoellerius zeteki, 4108 nucleotides. RefSeq names its product tripartite motif containing protein thin (gene tn). Gene Ontology annotation, molecular function: protein binding; metal ion binding; ubiquitin protein ligase activity. Lineage: Eukaryota; Metazoa; Arthropoda; Insecta; Hymenoptera; Formicidae. The record is from RefSeq and is a predicted model, not a curated record. Gene Ontology annotation, biological process: proteasome-mediated ubiquitin-dependent protein catabolic process; protein polyubiquitination.